Molecule: messenger RNA, 672 nt
Organism: Telopea speciosissima
Lineage: Eukaryota; Viridiplantae; Streptophyta; Magnoliopsida; Proteales; Proteaceae
Exons: 2
Coding region: 1-672 (223 amino acids)
Molecular function (GO): zinc ion binding; nucleic acid binding
Source: RefSeq, a predicted model, not a curated record
AUGAAUGCUUACCUCAUGGCACAAGGGUAUGAUGUUUGGCUCAGUGUGAAAGAAGGCUACACAAUAUCUGAGACAACUCUGACUGACAUAGCUGAAAAGAAAAAGGCAAAGAAUAAUGCAAAGACAACCAAUGCCUUGAUGAGCGCAUUGUCUGACACUGAAUUUGCAAGGCCCACUUCUAUCAAGUUUGGUUUGGAUUUUGAUCAUAGAAAUGCAUCAAAGCAAGCUCUUGCUAUUAAAGAAUUGAGUAUGGCUGAAAAUCCGGUGAAGUUUGUUAAAGAAAAAAAAAAAUCUUUUCAGUUCAAAGCUACUCCAAACAAGAGAUCAGUAUCUCAAAAGAAGUCAAAACCAGUUGAUCAAGAUGGGUUUACUCUUGUUGGUUCACAGAAAUUUGGAAGAGGUAGAAGACAAACUCAAAAUAUUUUUCAUGGGUAUUGUUUUGGGUGUAAUUCUUAUGGACAUAGAGUGGUUGAUUGUAGAAAGAAGACCAAGCCUACUAUGGUGACAACCAACAACAAGUUUGCUUCUUUGAUGAAAGAAGGAAUUGAGUGCUACCGGUGUUAUAAGGUUGGUCAUCUAGCAAGGAAUUGUAAUACACUACUUCCAUCUCAGAUAAGAAACUUGAAGACUCCAAAAAGAAGCUCAGGAAAUAAAAUUCAUAACAGUAGCUGA